AUGGCCAUGCCGCCGCCCGUAUCGCUGCAUCUAGGCCAACGCGUCCAAGCAGCCGAUUACCCAGGCACCAUCUGUUUCAUUGGCAACACAGACUUCUCACCCGGCAAAUGGGUUGGUGUUGCGCUCGAUGUGCCACAGGGUAAGAAUGAUGGGAGUGUACAAGGGAGACGGUAUUUUGAGUGUCGUCCUGAUCAUGGCGUCUUUGUACGGCCCAUUAAGGUCAUUGUGCUACAAGAUGAAGAGGAUGCACCAUCAGCACACAGACCUAGCGCUACAACACCGUCCCGGCUUCAACGUUCAUCUUCUCGUCAAUCAUCAGUGAGUACUAGUGCUGACAAUGCGGCGCGAAUACAGGCAAGUCCUGUACCAUUGCAACGACGUGACUCUCUCAAACAAGUCGUCGCAGCAGCGGCAUUCAAUGCGCCGUCCCCUACGAAACGUACCUCAGUCGAUGCAUCCCCGGCUCUACGCCCCUUACUCGCCAAUCGUCUUUCUUCACGGACAGUGUCAACAACAAGUACAGCGAAGUCUGGUCUGAACAAAUCUCGGCACGUCUCAGCAGCGACGUCAGGGACUGCUUCGCCGUCGCCUACAUCAACGCGCACAGGCACACAGCGCAGGACAAUCUCUGGGUCUGCAUCGCCCUCACCCAACGUCCAGGGCUCUACCACCCCUACAAGCCACGCAGCAGCAGUCCAAGCACUCCAAGCAGAACUCCAAAAACAGGCAGACGAUGCACGACGCCGCGCAGAGGUGCAUAGUCAACAAGUGAGUCAACUUCGACAACAACUAGCGGAGCUGGAGCACGUCAAGGCUGAGUUACACUCACAAACUGCCGUGAAGGAGUCAUUGACGCAUGAGCGUGAAGUCUGGCAUUCCAUUCGAGGCAAGUUGCAAGUGAAACUGCAGGAACAGCAACGUGAUUUGUCUACGUUACGUGCAUCUGUCAAGGAUUUACAGAGUAAGCUGGAGAUUGCUGUUGAGCAACGACGGGUGGCUGAAGCGAAAGCAGAUGCAUUACUCAAGGAAAGCGAAGUUCGCGAGGGCGCACUGGAUCAAGAUGUCCUUGAGAUGGCUAUGCUUGAUCGUGAAAUGGCAGAGGAAGAACGAGAUCAACUCAGAAAUCAAGUGGCUUCCCUCAAGGACAAGAUUGAAGAGCUCGAAGUGGAGCUUGCUCUUGCAAAGGAGGAAGGAGCAGGGGAAGCCAAGGAUUCUGCGGGAAGAAGUGUCGAAGCACUCGAGAUGCAGAAUGGUCGUCUACGCGAAGCGUUGAUUCGGCUCAAGGAAAUCACCACCGAUCAAGAUAAGCUCAUUGCAAACCUCAACCAAGACAACGAAUCACUGACUGAUAAUGCUGCAGCGACGGCAACCAAGGUGCAGCAACUUAUGGCACUCAAUGCCACACUUGAGAACCAAGUCGAGGAGCUCAAGGUGCAAGUCGAUAUUGCUGCAGGCUCCGAGGAGAUGCUCGAGAACCUGACUGAGCGCAAUUUGACGCUGUCUGAAGAGAUUGCCAAGUUGCGAGAUGAGCUUGCUAGUCUGGAGGCCUUACGCGAACUGAAUGAUGAGCUCGAAGAGACACACCAGAUCACUGAGCGUGAGCUGGAGCAGGAGAUUGCAUUGAGAGACUUGCUGGUUUCUGAACAAACGACACGUCUUCUCCAGGCUGAUGAUCUUGCCUCUGAUCAAGCACAGACGAUUAGCAAGUUUCGCGAACUCGUACAAGCACUACAGGCAGAACUGACGGCCUUGAAGCUGCAAGACCAGCGUGCAACGCAAGAACAACAAGAAAGGUCAGCCAAGCACCAAGCAGUCAUCUCGCAAAACCUGCAGUUACAGGCGACCAAGCUCAAAGCUGGACUUGGGUCAUUGGCACUGCGCAUGGCUGAAGCAAGAGCAGAGGCAGCUGCUGAACAUCUACGCAUUCUCGAGCAAUAUCUUCCGACAACGUACCAUACCGCAGAUGCGUCUGUGGUGCAGGGAUACGUUUCGUCGCGUGUCUUGUCGCAGCGCUGUGGUGCACUGCAAGUUUACUUCUUGGAGCGCCUUGAAGACGUCGGCCUGUCGACUGAGACCCUUCUUCAACAUUUUCAGAUUUUGUUGGUUCUUGCAGAUGUGCUUGACAUUGCGCAACGAUUAAUGAUUGCUGUGCAGCGAGCACCUGAUGAAAAGGCCUUCUUGAAGUUUGCUUCACUUGAUGCAGAAGUACAGCCUGCUCUUAAGAGCUUGGACUUGCUCAUUGUGCAAAUUCAAAAAGACACUUUCCGGCUUGGAGAGGCCUUGCAGACGAUGACUCAAGUCGAAACUCUGCUUGGCCAUGUUGCCGACAAGUUUGUUGUGGAACCUGUUGAAAUGACUGCAGGCGCCACAAUUGAGCAGGUCUCGCUGUAUAUCAAACAAUGGUCUAUUCUCGUCAAUGCACUUACGCGGAAACCAAAUUCAGGAGACACCCUCAUGGACGCCUUUCGGGAAAUUCAGACUAUCCAUAAGACUGCAGAUGCAGCUUUGCCAAAGUUGGAUGCGCUCUUACCUGAGCCGGAUGCGGACAUCACCAGCGCUCUUACCGUUUCACGACAAGACGCUAGACAUAUCUGCAUUGCGUUCUCUGAGCUACUACAAACGUCAUCCGCUUUGGACAGCCCGCCUGAGGUGUCUACCGAUUUACUCAAUCGACUCAAAGCGUUCACAGCCAGCCUAGCCUCUUGUGAGCGUCUGGCCUCCGACACUUCGCAGUCAAAGCAAUUAUCAACGCCCAGCAAUACUGCAUGGCUCGUUCGUGCCAAGCUUCUUCGCAGCUUAUCGGCCACAGACACCGAGACUGCCAGCAUGAUUGCAAAGUUGCAACAGGAAUCUCGAGAACUUAUUGCUCAAUCGCAUCUUCAACAACGAGCGCUGGCAGAAGAGCAAGUCAAAGUUGUGGCACUCGAGCGCAUCCAAGCCGAGCAAAGAGGCCGUCUUGGCAAGCUCAAGGAUUUGGAAGUGGCCGAAGAGCAAUAUCUCGCUGAUCGCAAAGCAUACGAGGAAGCAAUUGAAGAGUUGUCGAAUGACUUGGCAAGCAUUCAAGCAAAACUCGCAGAAGUCGAAGCCGCUCAAGAGCAAACCAAGAAUGCCGGCACAGCAUCACUCUUGUUUGGAACAAAUGGAGCAGGCGGAUGCAGUACAGGCAUUGCAACGUCAAAAUGGAGAGCUCAAGCUACAGCAGCAAGCACACAAAAUUGCAUUCUUGCAAAACCCUUUGCGUCCAAAGCAUGCUCAGAGCAAAGCAGAGACCAUCGACAAGCUCAAGCUGGACAGAUCAGAGCACAGGAUGCGCCAAGCACAUGCAAAUGCGGUACGGAGCGCUAUGCACGAGGUCAAGCUCAUUGA
Molecule: messenger RNA, 3366 nt
Organism: Protomyces lactucae-debilis
Lineage: Eukaryota; Fungi; Ascomycota; Taphrinomycetes; Taphrinales; Protomycetaceae
Exons: 2
Coding region: 1-3366 (1121 amino acids)
Source: RefSeq, a predicted model, not a curated record